CAGUCACUUGCUCGGAGAGGGAGAGGCACGACGAAGUAAAUCACCGCGUGUUUUUUUCUAAUCGCUGCAACUGGCUGCUGCAAUCACUAUUCUCUUGUCGAAAUGUCUGUGACCCAGACGAAACAAAUCAAGUUCUACAACCCAUCGAGUUCCGCUAGCUCCGACAGGUAACGAACGACUUUUUAAUGCCGCAUUAAUUCACGCACGGCCAAAAGUAAAGUGUGAAAAUCCAACAGAAGUCAUUAGAAUGUGAUACACACUCACACACACACCCGCGCACAAACAUAUCUAAAGAGCAUGUGCUCCAAGUCAUUCAUCGUAUGUACGUACGUACCUACUUACAUGUGUGCGUCGUGGGGCCUCUAAUCACGCAAUAUAAAUAAAUGCUGGGAAAAUGGCAUAGGGCCUGCGUUCGCAAACACCACUACAUGUGCAAACGCAUAACAUGUGAUAAAUUCAAUUUCGAUAUAGUCGCCGGUUGCAUCGGAUCGGAAGAGAGUGUGAGAGAGAAGGCAAAGCGAACACCCUGCGAGAACAGUUACAAGCUAGGGAUGGGCGCGUCAGCGAGUAACUUGUAAUGUUGCAGUUUGAAAAAAUAAUAUUCAUACCACAGAAACAUUAUUAAAAUAACUUUGGUGCGAUCCGUGGAAUGCUAUAAAAAAUUACUUGUGUAUAAGUAUAUGUAGCGUGAAAUAUUUUAUGAUUUUAUGCGCCUAAAAAUUAGAAUAUUUUUUUCUCUAACAAAUUAAAUAUCCUUCACUUAACAAAAGUAAAAGAGACAUUUGUUAUGCAAAUUUGGCUAAAAUGUAGAGCACAUCUUCGACUGAGUCGUGUCACGCCAAACCUCAUGUACCACAUGCCCACCUCUAUGAAGGCUUGCGACAACAACAAUGCAGAGACGACGCCGGCAGAGGAAACCGCAGCGCAGCGCAGCUUUUUAACCUUAGCUGCCUUAACACUUUUUCUUGUCAUUCAAUCCCCAAACGCCGCUCACCUCGCACUUCUCGCUACACCUUUGGCUUAAUUUUUUGUUUUCAUUAGUUAUCGAAUAAAUAUUGGCCGCAACGCAAAAGGUGAAUCGCUGCGUACGAAAUAAAAACUCUAAAUCACAUGUGAUCCACGCCGGCGGCGAUUCGCGUGAGCGUUGUGUGAGUGAGUGACCCAUUUUGGCUUGGCAUCGCCGGUUGCUGUGUUCUUGCUGCCUCCACAUCCAAGUUCUCACGCCCACGCCGACGGACUGAGUGAUUCAAAAUCGCUGGCAGAUCGGGAUCGGGCUAAAAAUGAGCAGCAUCACGUUUUUGUGCAGCAAGUCGGGCCACAACACCAACAACAACAGCAUUAAUAGUAGCAAUAACGAUGUUCCAAAAGGGGCAAAAGCGAACUCAGCAUUUGCAGCCGCAUCCGCCGGUUUACUAACCAUCGCAAACCACCAGCAGCAACAGCUACUUCAGCAACCACAUCAACAGCAGCAGCAACAACAACAACAGCAUCAUCAGCAGUCAAAGGUUAAGGCUAUAGCAGCCAAAACCAAUGGUCACAUCGAUGACCGUUCACUCUCGGAUGUCACAGAGCAACUCUAUGUGGAUCCGUAUGCCGACCUAAGCAAUGGCUUGCCCGGGGAUCUCAACUGCUGUCCGGCCUCGCCCACCACAGUGCCUGCUAAAGCAUCGUUGGAUUCGCCUCUUAAACGUUCCGGUAGGAGACAGCGAACCACAUCCAUUGGCAACCAGACCACCACAGCGAAUCCGUCCGAAUGCAUCAUACGCGCAAAUAACCGCACGAUCUACACGGCCGGACGACCGCCGUGGUACAAUUGUGCUGGGCAACAGGUGGAGCCCUUCGUCAUAGGAAUCUGCGGCGGUAGUGCCUCUGGCAAGACCACAGUGGCUGAGAAAAUCAUCGAAAGCCUAGACGUUCCAUGGGUAACACUGUUGUCCAUGGACUGUUUCUACAAGAUCCUUAAUGAGAAACAGCAUGAGCAGGCCCUGAUCAACGAAUAUAACUUCGAUCACCCGGAUGCCUUCGACAUCGAGCUGCUGCUGGACGUGCUCACCAAGCUGAAGGAGGGCCGAAAGGUGGAAGUUCCUGUCUAUAAUUUUGUGACACAUGGUCGUGAGAGCCAAACGAAAACCAUGUACGGGGCCAAUGUGAUCAUCUUCGAGGGUAUUCUUACCUUUCAUAGUCCUGAAGUACUUAAAUUGCUAGACAUGAAGAUAUUUGUGGACACAGAUCCCGAUAUUCGUCUGGCCAGGCGGUUAAGAAGGGACAUCUCUCAGCGCGGACGAGACCUCAAGGGCGUGCUGAAGCAAUACCUUAAUAUGGUUAAGCCCUCCUAUUGCAAUUACAUAGCUCCAACAAUGGCCCAUGCAGAUAUCAUUGUUCCUCGUGGAGGCGACAACAAGGUGGCCAUCCAUCUCAUUGUUCAGCACGUGCACACACAGCUGCAACUGCGCGGAUUUAAGCUGCGCGAAACUCUGGCCAACUCCUACAAGGACCAGCCAAUGCCACAUUCUCUGCACUUGCUGCAUCCCACGCCCCAAAUAAAGGGCCUGCACACGUUCAUCCGUUGCCGAAAUACGUCCCGCGAUGAGUUUAUUUUUUACUCAAAGCGCCUGAUACGGCUAGUCAUUGAAUAUGCGCUAAGCUUAUUUCCCUUUAAGAAAACAACAGUGGAGACUCCACAAGGUGUCCUUUACGAGGGCAAGCGUAUGGAAUCGCGAAAAAUAUGCGGCGUCUCAAUUCUCCGAGCUGGUGAAACAAUGGAACAAGCCGUUUGUGAUGUGUGCAAGGACAUUCGCAUCGGAAAGAUCCUCAUCCAGACCAAUCUUAAGACCGGCGAGCCGGAGCUUUACUACCUGAGGCUGCCUAAAGACAUAAAAGACUACAAGGUGAUACUAAUGGAUGCCACCGUGGCCACAGGAGCAGCGGCCAUGAUGGCCAUUCGGGUGCUGCUGGAUCACGAUGUACCCGAGGACAACAUUAUCUUGGCCUCGCUUUUGAUGGCUGAGAUCGGUGUGCACUCCAUUGCCUAUGCCUUCCCAAAGGUGAAAAUUGUUACUUCCGCUCUGGAUCCGGAGAUUAAUAGUAAGUUUUAUGUUAUACCCGGCAUUGGUAACUUUGGCGAUCGCUACUUUGGCACGGAACCCUCUGAUGAGUACUAAGGAGAUCUGGGCCAAUCCAUACCUAUAUGGAACCAUCAAGUUUCUAAUGUAUCUUAGGUUAAGUUCAAAACGUUACUUAAAUUAUGAAUUUGG
Drosophila melanogaster (fruit fly) is the source of this 3254-nucleotide messenger RNA. RefSeq names its product lethal (2) k01209. Gene Ontology annotation, molecular function: uridine kinase activity; kinase activity; ATP binding. The transcript is spliced from 7 exons. Gene Ontology annotation, biological process: UMP salvage; pyrimidine-containing compound salvage; UMP biosynthetic process. NCBI's taxonomy places the organism in Eukaryota, Metazoa, Arthropoda, Insecta, Diptera, Drosophilidae. The record is from RefSeq and is marked reviewed. The coding region runs from base 1281 to 3161 and encodes 626 amino acids. Gene Ontology annotation, cellular component: cytoplasm; nucleus.